AUGUCCUCGAAGAAACGGUACGGGACAUACGGCCGUGCAAUCACAUCUCCAGCAUUACUCUCAUCUUCAGUUGGAUGGACACGUCCUGAUGCCACGUCACAGAUCGAUCGUCUUCGUUCUCAGGCAACAUCAGUUAUCAGUAGUCCUCCACCACAUGAGUAUGCAGUACCACAUGCAUAUGGAGGGAGUAGUAAUGGUACACUUGCUUCAAGACCUCCUGCCGAUCCGAAGCAACCACAGAGGAGUAGAGCAGAACGAUUAAGACAUCGGAUAAGUGAGAGAAGAACUAAUGCUUACAUGAUCCCUCCAUCCACUACAACUGGAAGAGACACGGCCAUAGAUGCAUUAAUGAAUAAAUAUCUGAAUAAAUCGAAGGAAAAUUUAGAUGAUGGUAGAAAAAGUAGAGAGAGUUCACGAGCCCAAGAACUACUAGCUAGAACAAAAUCGCGAGAAAUGUCACCAACAAUUGAUUCGUUGAUGAAAAGAUACGGUAACAACAAUUCAUCGGCACAUCGAAUCAAAGAUUCAACUACCGUAUCCAGAAGAGAAUCCAUGGAGAAUACGGAAAAUGAGAAUUCUCGAUCACUGGACAACAAAUCUUGUAAAGAAGCACGAUUAAGUGGCAGUGAUGUGAGAAUCAAGUGGGAGGUAACAAAUCAAGAAGUGAAACCAACAUCAUCCGUAAAAAGAUUCAGUGUGACCAUUGAUCCAUCUGGAGGACGAAUGCCCGUCGGUAAUUCGGGGUCUCGAUCGGGUCGACUGGCACGUAUCAGCCAAUCGAAUAUACGACCGUUUGGAUCAAAUGGUGGUGGAGCUACGAACAGUUAUGGACCCGGUACCCAUCCAAUGUCAGGUGCUGAACCUUGCAGUCCCACCAAAAAAGAGAAACAUCGAUUCGAGAUCACAAAGAAACUUGGCUCUGGAACAUAUGGAAAAGUGUCGUUGGCCUACGAUCACAAAUUCGAUCGAGAGGUUGCUGUCAAACUUAUCAAGAAAAGUGCAAUCGAGAGCAAGGCUGAUUUGGUUCGAAUUCGAAGGGAAAUUCGUAUAAUGAGUGCAUUAAACCAUCCAAAUAUCAUUCAAAUUUAUGAAGUGUUUGAAAACAAAGACAAAAUCAUUCUCGUAAUGGAGUAUUCUAGCGGUGGAGAACUAUACGAUUACGUCUCCAGAUGUGGAUCUCUUCCGGAAGCAGAAGCUCGUCGAAUAUUUCGACAAAUCACUUCUGCAGUACUUUAUUGCCAUAAACAUCGGGUUGCGCACAGAGAUUUAAAAUUGGAGAAUAUUCUCUUAGAUCAGAAUAACAAUGCGAAAAUUGCUGAUUUCGGGUUGUCCAACUAUUUUGCUGAUAAGAAUCUUCUGACCACAUUUUGUGGAAGUCCUCUUUAUGCUUCACCUGAAAUUAUCAAUGGAACUCCUUAUAAAGGACCAGAAGUUGAUUGUUGGUCAUUGGGAAUUCUUCUUUAUACAUUAGUUUAUGGAAGUAUGCCUUUUGAUGGGAGAGAUUUCAAUCGAAUGGUUCGACAGAUCAAGAGAGGAGCAUACUUUGAGCCAGAAACACCUUCAACUGCUUCAAUGCUCAUCAGAAAUAUGCUCCGAGUGAAUCCAGAACGAAGAGCGACAAUCUUUGACAUUGCAUCUCAUUGGUGGCUGAAUCUCGAAGAAAACAUGCCAGUCAUUCAAGAACUUCCUGAAAAUCAAAUCAUAGAUCACACUCCGUUAACUGAGAGGGAAGAGACUAUGGUUGUACAGGAUCUAGCAGAUGAACAAGACGUAUUCAUGGAGUUUGGACAUCUGUCUUCUGAAACACGCCGGAAGAUUGAAGACUUCAGAAGACGUCGAAAGGAGGCUGAGGAGUUUAAUGAUAACUCUCCAGUGAAACCACCAAAAGCAAGAAAAACUGAUGAGUUGACUGGAAAAGUGGCAAAAGAACAACCAGAGAUGAGAACUGCGGAGAAAUCAUUAAGAGGAGUGAGGGAAGAGAAGGAAAAACCAAAGGUUGUAGAUCCAAAUGAUCCAUUGGAGAGACUUCGUCAAAUCGAGAAUAGACUCGGACAACAGAAAAAAGAAAAAGAGGCAGCUGCAGCCGCACGUGCCGAAGUGGUUAAGACAAGAGAAGAGAAGAAAGCAAAGUCUCCAGAGCAACAACCGGAAGACCCGAAAACUGCUAGAGGAACGUCGAAAUCAGCGGACUCACGUGCUCCUUCAUUUGUUCCUGUUAAGGAUAAACCAGAGACUUCGGAGCCAGAAAGACCACGUACUCGUCCACAUAUGACUGCAAGUGCCUAUAGAAUUGAGACAGAUUCGUUGAACAUGUUGAUGAACCAAGUACUUGAACAAAUGGAAAAAGGACCAGUCAAUUUGAAUAUCAUUGCAAGAAUCAAGGCUCAUCCAUUGUAUGAUACAAGACCAAUGGUUAAAGAACUUCUCGAGAGUAUUAUUGCUGCUCAACCAGAGCCAGUGCAGAAGCAGACAAGUAAAGUUGUAGAACAACAGACAUUCUCCCGUCAAAAUACUCUUACGAGGAAGAAGAAAGAAGAUCCAGUGGCUGAAGAAGAGAUUCCAGCAGUACCAUCACCCCCCAGAAAGAUGACAGAAAGACCAUGGCAUUCAGUAGAGGUCGGAUUCGAUCCGGAUGAGGAGCCAGAGCAUGAUCGCAUGCAGGAAUCAAUUGCAAGCAAUGCAACUGAAGUAACCGUUCAAGAUACAUCAUUUGAAGAUGAUAGUUCUGAUGAAGACGGAAGAAAGAAGACUCCAGUGGCUGAUGAAUUGGUUCCAAAGACGCCAAAACUGAUUAUUGAGAAUCCAGAGAGUUCGAAAACGAUUGUUGUCGAAGAGGAAAGUGAUGAAGAUGAAGAUUAUAGUGAUGCUGAAAUGGAAGAAUUGGCAGAUGAAGUGGAGAAAAAGGCUCCUGAAGAUAUGAAAAGAGUUCCUACUUCUGAGAAUCUCGAAGCCAAUCCACCACCAGAUCCGUCAAGUUCUCCACAAUUCUUGGAUGCGUUCGAUCGUGGACUCAUCAAGAGACAGAGUAAAGGAAAAUACCAGCACACUCUCAUCAAUAACUAUGGUCGUGGUGUGUCAACGGAAUGUGAAUCUCCAACACAGCAACGAAAAUUCUUUGGUGGACCACAACCUUCGGCCGAGCUGUCUCCUUUCCUAUUUGACAAAGCAAAGGAAAUUCUUCAAACCUAUCCUAACAACAAGCUGGAUGCACGUGGAAUUGAUGUGGAAUUGAGAAGAAAAUUGAGAAUGGAAAAGGUGAAAGCAGACUUAUUGAAGCAGCCAAAGGAUGGAGACAAACCGAGAAAUUCAUAUGUCGGAAGUGUUCCACCACGUACUCCUCCUCCAAUCGUCGUCAAAUCAGAUGGAGAAGAUAUUGACGAUGACGAUGAAGAAGAAGAGGAUGAGGAUGAAGAGGAAGUUGAGGAGACUGAUUCUGGAGAAGGAUCAGACUUUGAGAACUUCAAGCCCAAGCGACCAAUCAUUGCUGCAGUCAGAAGAGAUGACGGUGCUGUGGUGCCAGUGAUUCAUACAACUACUCGACCUGCUGUUGUUUCACCCAAUUCUCAAAAUCCAAGAUAUCAAGUUGCAUCGCCAAAAACUUCUACUGUUAUACAGGCGACGCCAGAAAAAGUACCGGUGCCAGGAGCUUCUGCAAAGUAUCUAGUGACUGUUGCCGAACUGAAAUUGAAGCCAGCCGAGAAAAAAGAAGAGAUUAAGACAGAAUCUCAACUGAAAGAUCAGCUGAAGGAUAGUGAAAUCAAUUCUGAAAGAAGAACCUCACAAACCAACCUUCUAUUCCGUCCGUCCGCCUAUAUGGCAUCGGAUCUGUACCGCCGGAUAAACGCAGCUCUGGAACGGCCAUCUGUCGAUCCAUAUGAAGACCGUGCCUUCUCGCCUAUCUCCUCUGAUCCGUUCUACUCUCAUCACUCAUCUGGAGUCACUGCUCCAUCAGCUCUCGGAUAUGUUCGUCCACGUUAUCAUGAUGAUAGCUACCGUACUCAUCGUGAUAGUGAAUAUCGUCCAAUGUCGCCUACGAGUCGAUAUACAGCCGCCGUUUCCCGCGAUGAUCGUGGCAAAUCAACAUCUUAUGAUCCACACGAUGCCAGCAGGCCGUCCUACGAUAGAAGUUAUUUAACUUCUUCAAAUGCAAGUCCCAGUUAUACCAGAAAGUUCGAGCACGAACAACCAACACUAAACUCGUGGGCAAAUGAUCGUAAAUUUGAAGUCUACAAAACACGGGCUGAACGGGACGCCGAGAGAAACACAUAUCAUUCAAACCCAAGUACUGGUUCAAGCUCAUACCGUCCUUCUUCGUAUUACACAUCAACAAGUGAUAGACCUGUGACUGGUCUAAGACGUCCGGAAGAAAGUUAUACAUCGUCUUCAACUGCUUAUGGUAGAUAUGAUGGAAGAUCAACAACUCCGAGCAACGAUCAUUAUGCCAUCUCGAGUGCAUUGGCUGACAAUCAAGCAUCAAGCAUGGCAAAUCGUUUCCGUCCAACUGCAAGACGUGUUGCUUCUGCUAUGACAGACGCUGAUCGUCGUAACUAUCAUAGAUCAAGAUCCAUGGAUAGAAACAAGGUAGAUUAUGAGUAUGGAAGUAACUUGCUCACUCGAUUGACCACUCCUGAUACUCAUGGUGCUGGUGAUUAUUCAUACGUGAACUAUCAUGACAGUUCGAAUGGAAGAUCUAACGUAACAAUGGAGAAAGAUGGUCAGCCAAGAAGUAUUUUGAAGAAUAAGCAGAGUGCUGAUAUUGAACCACGCGUUGAAUCUUCGUAUGAACCAAGUAGUGGUGUCCGUUCGGUGUUCGAACGUCUUCGUCGUCAUUUGUCUCUGGAGAAAAGUGUUUCGCCGCAAAGACAGGUUGCAUCUGUCGGGCCACAUAAUCGUGCCAUUGACACCACGUCAUCUGCUUUGGAUAAUCCAAAGAAAAAGAGAUCUUUGCUGUCAUUCAAUCGAAGAAAGACGAGUGAAGUACGAAUGGGAGCUGAUGGAAAAUUGGUUACAAAUGGAUAUGAUGACACUCCAAGUAGCAGAGAUUUUAAGAGACCAAGUUCGCCGAUCGAUAGAAUCAAGUCUUUGUUCAGAAAAAGUGAUACCACCGGAACUGGACAUUCUGACUAUUAUAACUCUUCAAGAGCUUACACUUCCUCAAAUCCCACUUCAACAACUCGUGAACCAUAUGUUGCCCAAUACAGAAAAUAUCCAGGUUCAACAACCCGUGAUACAUCCAGCGCUCUCAAUCGUUAUUCAUACACUCCUGGUCUGACUGAUCAACGUCGUCAUUGGUACGAUGAUCCGAAUAUUUAUUAA
This is a messenger RNA of Caenorhabditis remanei, 5316 nucleotides long. RefSeq lists its product as uncharacterized. Gene Ontology annotation, biological process: protein phosphorylation; microtubule cytoskeleton organization; intracellular signal transduction. Gene Ontology annotation, molecular function: tau-protein kinase activity; protein serine/threonine kinase activity; ATP binding. Gene Ontology annotation, cellular component: cytoplasm. The record is from RefSeq and is a predicted model, not a curated record. NCBI's taxonomy places the organism in Eukaryota, Metazoa, Nematoda, Chromadorea, Rhabditida, Rhabditidae. The coding region runs from base 1 to 5316 and encodes 1771 amino acids. The transcript is spliced from 33 exons.